Hemibagrus wyckioides is the source of this 5057-nucleotide messenger RNA. Its product is annotated as NACHT, LRR and PYD domains-containing protein 12-like. The coding region runs from base 681 to 4265 and encodes 1194 amino acids. Lineage: Eukaryota; Metazoa; Chordata; Actinopteri; Siluriformes; Bagridae. The record is from RefSeq and is a predicted model, not a curated record. Gene Ontology annotation, molecular function: protein binding. The transcript has 15 exons.
AAAAUGUGAGGGGUGUACUCACUUUUUUGAGAUACUGUAUGUGUGUGUGUGUGUGUGUGUGUAUUAUAAGUGUAAUUUCCUCUGGAGUACGUGACGUCCCACAUGCAGGUUCUCAUGUAAUGGAUUGUGAUGAAAGUAAGUAUGAAGUAAAUCAUUAACUGAACAGGAAUCCACUCUACACCUGGUGGCCAGAAAAUAAGGAACUUCUGAAAAGUUACCAUAUCACACAAAUAGAAAAUCUGCGUGUUUAAAACUCUCACUUUUUUAUUUCAUUUAAAUGUAAUUCUGAAUUUAAAUGUAAUUUCUCUUGUUUUUCGCCAUUGGUGCAUUUUAUUGCCCUUUUUCCUGGUCAUGGGACAUAGGACACUGACCUUUGAGACACAGAUUUCUUGUAGCACGUAAUGAAGAUGGCUUUAAACACAGAAGGGACGACGUAAGAAACUGAAAUUGUGAGUAACUACAUUUUUUAUGUUUGGUUUGGAUAUCAGCUCUUUAAUCAGCUACAACAGUCUUCAUUCUAGCCAUUGUAAUGACGGCACGGUUUGUUGGCUUUCUUUCAGUUAAUUACAGAAAAGUGGUACCACUUCUAUCAUUUAAUCAGGCUUCAUUUGUGUUUUGUUUAAAGAUUUGUGUUUUGUUUAUAGAUUUGUUGCCCCGAGGUUCAGACACAGAUUUUAAACAUGACUUCAUCUCCAACUUCACACGAGAAUAAAAGACUGGCUGAUAAAGUAAGUGCGGCUGUACGCUGUGGUGUGUACCUGAAGCGGGACUGGUCUAAAGAGCAACCUCUUGGCCUUUCAAUGGAAGACUCUUCUAGUCCUACAAUAUCCCCAGAACCCAGCAUGGUGUCCAUGAAGAGCGGCAGGUCUAGAGAGCAACCAGUUUGUUUCCAGAAGGAACCAGGUUCCAUUACCAGGUUAAGCUCACCAGAACCCAGCUGCAUGUCCAUGAAGAGCAACAGGUCUCUAGAGCAACCGGAUGUUUUCCAAAAUGAAGGCUCUGCUACAUGUUGGAGUGAUAAAAGCAGAAUAGCAGAGGAGUUGCGUGAAAAGCGCUCUGACAUUUUUAAGGAGAUCGAGCAUAAGGUCAUCACUCUAAUAAAGGAAGAGUUGACGAGGUUCAGGAAGCUGUUGAGUCCAUCUUCCCCAGUGUCCCCUGAGAGGGGGGUGAAGGACAAUGAGGAACAGAACAGCAUCCAGGAGGCAGUACUGAAGAUCACACUGCAUGUUCUCAGGAACAUGAAUCUUUAUGACCUUGCUACCACACUACAGAACAAAGUGAUCCCCAUGUGCCAGAAGAAACUUAAAUGUACCCUGAGGAGAAAAUUUAAGCGCAUCAGUGAAGGACUUUCAAAACAUGGAAACUCCAAGCUUCUCACCGAGAUCUUCACAGAGCUCUACGUCACAGAAGGUGACAGCGGAAAGAUAAACAAUGAACAUGAAGUGAGACAGAUUGAGGCCAAAGCUGUGAAACCGGGAAGUGAAGACGUACAGAUCAAAUGCAGUGACCUCUUUAAACCCUCGGCCGGAUCGAACGCAUCUGUCAGGACCGUGCUGACCAAAGGAGUUGCCGGAAUCGGAAAGACCAUCUCGGUGCAGAAGUUCAUUGUGGACUGGGCCGAAGGAAACGAGAACGAGGACAUCCACUUCAUAUUUCCGCUUCCUUUUAGGGAACUGAAUUUGAUGAAGGAGGAAAAGCUGAGCUUGAUGGACCUUCUUUAUCACUUUUUUCCAGAAACGUCAGAUUUACAUGAUUAUGGAGCGUACAAAGUUCUGUUUAUCUUCGACGGUCUGGAUGAGACUCGUCUUCCAUUGGAUUUUCAGAACAAUGCGAUCUUGAAGGACGGAUCAGAACCCACCUCGCUGGAUGUGUUGUUGACAAAUCUGAUCAUGGGGAAUCUACUUCCUUCUGCUCUCCUCUGGAUAACAUCUCGACCUGCAGCAGCCCAUCAAAUUCCUCCAGACCGCAUCGACCGGGUCACAGAAGUACGGGGGUUCAGCGACGCUCAAAAAGAGGAGUACUUCAGGAAGAGGAUCUGUGACCCAGGCCUGGCCAACAGGAUCAUCACACACCUGAGGUCCACAAGGAGCCUGUACAUCAUGUGCCACAUCCCAGUCUUCUGCUGGAUUACAGCAACGGUUCUAGAGCGAAUGUUGACUGAGGCAGGGAGCAAAGAAAUCCCGAAGACUUUGACACAGAUGUUCAUAUACUUUCUGAUCUUUCAGACUAAACACCGACUUCAAAGGUACGGAGAGAACACUGAAAUAGGUUUCCGUCAAACCCAAGACAGAAUCGUUGCUUUAGGAAAACUUGCUUUGCAGCAGCUGAAACGAGGCAACCUGAUCUUCUAUGAGGACGACCUGAUGGAUUGUGGCAUAGACAUCAGAGAAGUCUCCGUGUACUCGGGAAUGUGCACAGAAAUCUUCAGGGAGGAGUCUGGACUCUACCUGGGGAAGGUGUACUGCUUUGUGCAUCUCAGCGUCCAGGAGUUUCUUGCUGCUUUAUACGUCUUUAUCUCUUUCACCAACACCGAACGCUCAGAAGUUGCCAAGAACUCAGCCUUGACUGACAUACUCAAAAAAGCCGUGGACAAGGCCUUACACAGUAAGAACGGACAUCUGGACCUCUUCCUUCGCUUUCUUCUUGGUAUCUCGCUGGAUUCGAAUCAGGCUCUCCUCCGUGGUUUGAUAACGCCAUCAGAGAGCUCUCGUAGCACAGAGGAAACCAUCACGUACAUCAAAGAGAAGAUCAGAGAGAAUCCCUCUCCGGACAAAUCCAUCAAUCUGUUCCACUGUCUGAAUGAACUGAAUGAUCGGUCUCUGGUCGAGGAAGUCCAGAUGUACUUGAACCGAAAAUGUCUCAAACGUCUGACUGGAGCCAGGUUCUCUCCGGCACAGUGGUCAGCUCUGGUCUUUGUGUUGUUAAACUCGGAAGGAAAGCUGGAGGAGAUUAAUCUUAAUGAUUAUGAGAGAUCAGAGACAUGUUUCCUGAAGCUGCUGCCGGUCAUCCAAGCAUCCAGAAAAGCUGUUCUGUGUUGGUGUCAGCUCACAUUGACGAGCUGUAAAGAACUAGCCUCCGUUCUUGGCUCUACCUCCUCAAAUCUGAGAGAGCUUGACCUGAGCAACAACCACCUCUAUGACGCAGGAGUCAAUCUGAUCUCCAAAGCUCUGAAGAAUCCAAACUGUAAACUGGAGAGUCUCAGGCUGUGUGGUUGUAACAUUACGGAGAAAAGCUGUGGACUUCUGGCGUCUGCUUUCGACUCCAGCUGUUCAAGUUUGCGAAAAUUGAAUCUGAGCAACAAUAUCUUGAAGGAUUCAGGAAUCAAGAUGCUGUGUGGAGCACUGGACAGUCCAAACUGCAAACUGGAGAGCUUAAAGUUGAGCUGCUGUACCCUCACAGAUCUGAGCUGUACCUUCCUGGCUUCCGCUUUCAGCUCAAACCAGUCGUGUCUCCAAGAACUGAACCUCAGCAACAAUACGCUCCAGGAUUCAGGAGUGAGGAUGCUUUGUGCCGUGUUGGAGAUCACAGACUGUAAACUGGAGGUGCUGAAGCUCCGAGCUUGCGGUCUCACCGGGAAAAGCUGUUUGGCCCUGAGCGCCGUUCUGACCUCAGCUUUGUCCAGAAUACAAGUGCUGGAUCUGAGUAACAACAAUCUGCAGGAUUCAGUGAUCAAGAUGGUGUCUGCUGCCGAGAUGAAUCCACACAGCAGACUGCAGACACUGAGGCUGCCCGGCUGCAGUGUCACCCAGAGAAGCUGUUUGGCUUUGGCUAUUCUGCUCAGCUCAAAACUGACAGAAGUGGACCUGGGUAGAAACACGCUGAGCGAUUCAGGGGUGAAGCUGCUCUCCGAGGGAAUGAAGAAUUCACCCUGCAAACUCCAGAUACUCAGGUUGAGUGAUUGUGGGAUCACAGAGUCAGGCUGCUCCACUCUGUCUUUAGUCCUGAGCUCAAACCCAUCACACUUAAGGGAGCUGGAUCUGAGCGGUAAUAAAAUAAGAGACUCGGGAGUGAAGCUGCUUUCUGAUUAUCUGGGAGAUCCGCAGUGUGCGUUAAAGAAACUCGGACUGUUUAACUGCGGGCUCACAGGUAAAAGCUGCUCUGCUCUGGUGUCAGCGCUGAUGUCGAACCCGUUGCAUCUCAGAGAGCUGAACCUGGGUGGGAAUGAUCUGACCCAUUCAGCACUGAGUCUGCUGUUUGCUUUAGUGCAGGAUCCGUUCUGUGCCUUGGAGAAAUUAGACGCUGGGUUACAGCACGUGAUCUGCUGAGGUUCUCCCGCUGAAAUGGAUGAUGAAAUGUUCCUCCUUAUUCCAGCAACCGAGCAAGGCUUCAACGAACUGCCCACAUUUAAAUGCUAACUGAUGACCAGUGAGUUGGAGAAGGUUUGCUUUGACAUGCUUUUUAUCUUCUCUUUUUUUUGCACUAAAAAACUGUCUAUAUUUCCAGCAUUUAUUCCAAUGUUCCUUAAUCUUCCACUAGAGGGCACAAGAUAUGUGGCUAAAACUGACUUGAUAUAUAUAUAUAAAUAAAUAAAUAAAUAAAUAAAUAAAUAAAUAAAUAAAUAAAUAAAUAAAUAAGGAAACACAUGCUGUCUUUGAAUUUGGUCAUUAUGAUGCUAGUGUGUUUUUCACCACAACACAAAAAGAUAUUUUUCAAACAAAAACCUUUUUUUUUUUUUUUUUUUUUUUAAGUGUAAGGAAAAUCAAUGAAUCUUGCUUUUAUUUAUUUAGCAUGUUUUCCUGCUCACAGAAUCCUGAGCAGCUCGGACGAUUUCCUCAGUGAUAAAACGAUGGAUUCUGAAAAGACUUUCUGAUUUUUUUCCCCCAUUUGUGUCGUAUUUUCUUAUCGCAGAGAUGAUAUGUUUUCUAACCGAGAUUGUGUUCUGUCAUCUUUUGUUCUGGUUUCUGUACAUAGGGUCUGUUCAAUGAAGCGAUGUUCUCUGUAAAUAAAUCAAUGAAUGAAACUGGCUUUGUGGCUCAGUCGCUAACUUUUGUCUGUCCCGGCUUCUGGUUCGAGAGCAGGAUGUAAUACACACUGUAUUGUUCGGAGUUAAACACACA